CUUGACUGUGAAUACUGAUCAUGGGGAUAUCUUACUGGAUUACUCAAAGAACCUUGUUACAGAAGAAGUGAUGAAAAUGCUGAUGGAACUGGCAAAGUCAAGGGGUGUGGAAAGUGCCAGAGAGCGCAUGUUCAGUGGAGAGAAGAUCAACUUCACUGAGAACCGAGCUGUGCUUCAUAUUGCUCUGAGAAACCGUUCCAAUGUGCCAAUACUUGUAGAUGGGAAGGAUGUUGUUCCAGAAGUAAACAAAGUGUUGGACAAAAUGAAACACUUCUGCCAGAGAGUCCGCAGUGGUGAAUGGAAAGGCUACACUGGAAAGGCAAUCACUGAUGUGGUCAAUGUUGGGAUUGGUGGCUCUGACUUGGGACCUCUGAUGGUAACUGAAGCCCUGAAACCGUAUUCCAAGGGAGGCCCUCGUGUUUGGUUUGUAUCCAACAUUGAUGGUACUCAUAUAGCCAAAACCCUGGCUGAGCUUAAACCAGACACUACGCUCUUCAUCAUUGCAUCAAAGACUUUCACCACCCAAGAAACUAUCACCAAUGCAGAAACGGCCAAAGAGUGGUUCUUACGUGCUGCUAAUGAUCCUUCAGCUGUGGCCAAGCAUUUUGUUGCCUUGUCUACCAAUGGUCCUAAAGUUAAAGAUUUUGGAAUUGACACAGAAAACAUGUUUGAGUUUUGGGAUUGGGUUGGUGGCCGCUACUCUCUGUGGUCUGCCAUUGGUCUCUCCAUUGCCCUGCAUAUUGGUUUUGACAACUUUGAGAGCCUGCUUGCAGGAGCCCACUGGAUGGACAAUCACUUCCACACUGCCCCACUGGACAAGAACAUGCCUGUUCUGUUGGCCAUGCUAGGGGUCUGGUAUAUAAACUGCUAUGGUUGUGAAACCCAUGCCCUUCUGCCCUAUGACCAAUACAUGCACCGCUUUGCUGCCUACUUCCAGCAGGGUGAUAUGGAGUCUAAUGGCAAAUACAUUACCAAGAAAGGCUCUCGUGUGGACUACAAUACUGGCCCUAUUGUGUGGGGAGAGCCUGGCACUAAUGGGCAGCAUGCUUUUUACCAGCUCAUUCAUCAAGGAACUCGCAUGAUUCCAUGUGACUUUCUGAUCCCAGUCCAGACCCAGCAUCCAAUCAGAAAUGGCUUGCACCACAAGAUCCUUUUGGCCAACUUCCUUGCUCAGACUGAGGCCUUGAUGAAGGGAAAGACUGCUGAUGAAGCUCGUAAGGAACUUCAAGCAGCAGGACUGAGUGGAGAUGCUCUGGAGAAGCUGCUUCCCCAUAAGGUCUUUGAGGGAAAUCGACCAACCAAUUCCAUCAUGUUUACAAAACUCAACCCAUUCACUCUGGGAGCCAUCAUUGCCAUGUAUGAGCACAAGAUAUUUGUUCAAGGAGUUGUCUGGGAUAUUAACAGCUAUGACCAGUGGGGGGUUGAGCUUGGAAAACAACUUGCCAAGAAAAUUGAGCCUGAGCUGGAGACGGAUGCUCCAGUGACAUCUCAUGAUAGCUCAACCAAUGGGCUGAUCAAUUUCAUCAAAAAACACAGAGCCUGAAAUCAGAUUUGGAGGACAUCGACAAUCUAACCACCGAAUACCCAAAUCUGUUGUAGUUGUGCUUUUCUAGCCACUUCUAACAAAAAUAGCACUUUACAGAUGUAGCUUCACUUGUUGCGGUUAAUCUUGUUGCGUCGAGUGUUACAAAUGAAAACUAGUUUUGUGAAACCCGGAGAUUGUAUAGUUGCUUUCUAUUUUUGUGGCUGUUAAUCUGUAAAGUGCAGCUGGUAUGUUCCUCAGAUCUUAUCCCUCAACUUCUUUAAAGGUGAUCACAUACUGAUACUAGAAAAUAAAAGGUAUGAUGGAUGAGUAAAACUUCUUCACUCUAGCGUUAAAGUGCA
Messenger RNA from Mesitornis unicolor (brown roatelo), 1884 nucleotides. RefSeq names its product glucose-6-phosphate isomerase (gene GPI). The transcript has 17 exons. Lineage: Eukaryota; Metazoa; Chordata; Aves; Mesitornithiformes; Mesitornithidae. Gene Ontology annotation, cellular component: cytosol. Gene Ontology annotation, molecular function: monosaccharide binding; carbohydrate derivative binding; glucose-6-phosphate isomerase activity. The record is from RefSeq and is a predicted model, not a curated record. The annotation marks the transcript as partial. Gene Ontology annotation, biological process: glucose 6-phosphate metabolic process; gluconeogenesis; glycolytic process.